ACAUCUUGCAGUUUGCUAGUAGUAUCAAAGUUCUACACAGACCGGCAUUAAUGAUGGUGCGACAAUUCACUGCCCCACCACGCGGCGUCUGUUGAGCAGAUGAUCUGUAUUCUCAAUUAUAUAUAUACCUGCAGACCAACCGCUUCAACUUGAAGUUAACAACGAUAUCGUCACUACUAGUACGGCUACCUUUCGCCACGUUGAACGCUGUGGCCUAGCAUUGCUAUUAUCCCGCAAUGGGGAAUUGCUGCUCUCAAAAAUCUGUGAAGGGAAAUGGCAGUCCCCAGCCCCCUCACCGAGUUGAUUUCAAAAUCAAGCCAGAUAACAUUCCCGUGACAGAAGUCACAAAACUUGAGUCGUUCCCCAGUGGUACAGGAGGGCUUGGUGAUGUCUGGAAGUGUUCUUGGUCUCGACCUCAGGUUGGAACAUUUAAGGUUGCAAUCAAAUCAGUUAGGGUUCCCCAAGCAGAUGAUACGGAACUGGUGAAUAGGACAAGCAAGAGGAUUCGUCGCGAGGCUUAUGUUUGGAUCACCCUAGAGCAUGAAAAUGUUCUUACUUUUGAUGGUGUUGUUGAUGGCUUUGGGCCACUCCCUGCCCUAGUUUCUCCGUGGAUGGAAAAUGGAUCGCUCGAUAGUUAUCUGAAAAGGGGACGUGUUCCUUCCAAGGCCGACAAACUGAGAAUGUUGAGACAGAUAGCGGCCGGCCUCAAGUAUUUACACGACAAAGGAGUGGUUCAUGGCGAUUUAACAUGUACCAAUGUUCUGAUCAGCGCCGAUGGGAAGCUCCAUCUUGCGGACUUCGGUCUUUCCGUAAUCCUUUCAGAAUCACAAAACUCUACCUUCAAUUCGUGCCACCAAGGAAAUGUGCGGUGGAUGGCACCUGAGAUGCUUGCUUUGCCUGAGCAAGGGGGAGUGGUCGUGCCAACCAAAGCUGCCGAUAUUUACUCAUAUGGUUGCAUCAUGCUUCAGCUGUUUUGUGGACGUGCACCUUAUAUCUGGCUAACGCAAGCGUACCACAUUAUUACUGCAAGAGUCUCAGGAACAGAACCCUUCCGUCAUUUCACUGACAUCGAGGAGGUACACAAGGAGUAUUCGUUGAAAUGCAUAUCUGUCAGAUCCGGAGAUCGACCAGUGGCUUCUGCGAUUGUAAAGUUCUUAGGAGCAGAGUAA
This is a messenger RNA of Suillus discolor, 1169 nucleotides long. RefSeq names its product kinase-like domain-containing protein. The record is from RefSeq and is a predicted model, not a curated record. Gene Ontology annotation, biological process: protein phosphorylation. The coding region runs from base 237 to 1169 and encodes 310 amino acids. The transcript is spliced from 8 exons. Gene Ontology annotation, molecular function: ATP binding; protein kinase activity. Lineage: Eukaryota; Fungi; Basidiomycota; Agaricomycetes; Boletales; Suillaceae.